CUUUGGGAGCAGUUCGAAUUGGACGUCUUUUCUCAUGGUGCAAUUGAUUAUUUAAAUAAUCGAUUCUUUAAAUUACAUAUUUUAUCGAUAGUGUUGGUUCUAAAUUAAGGUGAUCAUGCAGUUGCACGUAUCUCAAGGAGGAAUUAUGAUGGCAAUCAUCGUCCUUCAAAUUGUUUCCUCUCAACCAGAUCAAGUUCCUACAAUUUUGAGUGGAAUUGAAAAUGUUGCCAACACCGCUACUAAUUUCCUGACGGGAAUCAUGCAACGACAGAAAGAACUGAUACAUCGCGUAACGGACUCAGCCUCCGAUUUCAUCACCAGUGCAGUGGAGAAGCCGAAGAAUCUACUCAUUAACGCGACCAGAGCUACUACUGGUAUAAUUGAUAGCGCUGCCUCGAAGGGCUUGGAAUUCAAAAUAAGAAGAAUACUGGAGAAAUUUCGUGCUAGAAUGCCUUAUGGAAUACCAGAACUAGGAAUUCCACCAUUAGAACCACUUCAUCUUGACGAGGUCGACAUCAAAAUAGAUAAUCCAGAUAUAGGAAAUAUAUCCAUCACUGUAGAGGAUUUGACACUACACAACUUGUCGACUUUCUUUAUCAACAAGGCAAAACUAUCACUGAUCGGACCAACAAUUACGGCAAAUAUUUCUGUUCCACGAAUUUAUGCUGAAGCUUUUUAUAAUAUAUCUGGUCUUCUCGGUUCUACGCUUCUGCUGGAUGGUGCUGGUCCCUUGAAGGCGAAUAUAUAUGAUUUUCAACUAUAUGUGAACACUAUAUUAGGAUACUCUAGAGGAGUGUACUUGAGGACCUUCGAUUUGGACUUUUCAUUGAAGUCUAUAGAUAUUAAAUUAGAUAAUUUCAUGGAUGAUGAUGAAUUAAACGACGUUAUGAACAAGGUCUUUCAGGAGUUGACACCGAAGGUGUUAGACAUUAUCAAGCCGGACGUACUUCCGGGUAUCCAGAGUUACAUAGGUGGCAGAAUUAACGAGACUAUUCAUCACCUCACCAUGAGGGAUGUAAUUAGUGUGUUGGUGGGAAACGAAAUUCGAGAAUUUACGUAUCUUCCAGUGCCUUAAAGUUAUAUCUAAUCAAGCCUACUUUUUGUAUAAAAAAUUUGAAAGACAAC
Messenger RNA from Eufriesea mexicana, 1125 nucleotides. RefSeq lists its product as uncharacterized. Lineage: Eukaryota; Metazoa; Arthropoda; Insecta; Hymenoptera; Apidae. The transcript is spliced from 6 exons. The record is from RefSeq and is a predicted model, not a curated record. The coding region runs from base 116 to 1075 and encodes 319 amino acids.